AAACCAUUAGCCCUCUGCAGCUAUCCGUGGCAGUCAAUCAAGCAGUCUGUCAGUGCAAGUGCUGAUGCAUUUGUGUUAUUCCUUCCCCGUACUUCCCACUUGGAGAAAACAUUGAACGGGCCGGUCGCUUCAUCGAGAGCCUGCUUUAUCUCAUUGCCGGGCUUUCUGUGGGAAAAUAAGAUUAUCGUCGUUUUCGCCGUCAAGAAAGGAAGACGCCUCGGGACAUGGCAAGACAAGAACAAGUCCUAGUGCUAGAGCCACAACACGAACUAAAAUUCAGAGGUAACGUUGAAGGCAGGGCCGGGCCAUCACAGAAGCUGUUAAAAAUAGUCUACAAAAUCCAUCUUUAGGUGUUUUACAUUUGCUUAGUGUUUUCACUUGUUUUCGUACCAUCAGAGAGUGUAUAGCUUUGUUUAAGUGUGUGACUGCUGUGACGAUCACAGGUAAAGCCACACUGUGACAGCGCUAACCAGCUAGGUAGCAUUCAGCUAGCCAAGGUAUGCUAGCUGUCAUUGUAGCGUCAGGACAGGCCCAGUGUCCCAUUUCCUUAAUUUACAGUACUUUGUUCCUUUAUUUUACUUUUUAGACUUUUACCCACAUUUGACACUAUUCUAUGUAUUUGGUGAAUACUUCGCUUAUUGCUGUGUGGCAGGGUUGUUAAAACCGUGAUGACAGGAAGUGACUAUUCUAGCAUUUUCUACGAUCCUCAUUACUACGAUUGUUUCCCAAUAUUACAUGCUAUGAGAUUUCCCUUCAUUCCCCCCUAUCCCUCGCAAUUGAGAACUAUUGGUGAAAUACAGACUGAGUUUAGGUGUCAGGAGUAUUGGUGAAUUCCGGGAUAAUUACAUUUGGGUUUGAUAAAGCUAAAGAAAGGCGAUCGGAUCAGUUUGCUGGGUUUGCAGCUGACUGAUUACUGCAGAGCUUUUAUUGGCAAUGAUGAUUUAGAAAAUGCAACACCCACUCAGUUUGUGAUACACAGCAUAGCUCACUAGAGGAAGGAGCAGAGUUAGGUUGUUCGACUAACAUACAUUUUGAAAACCAAGGUUGAGUUGUCUUAGGCGUUUGACGUUCAAGCAUGCUCAGACAGACUUGUGAGUGAUACUGUCUAAAUUCCACAAAAGCAACAUAAACUAUCAACAUAACUCAUCCCUACAAGACGGCCAAUAAGUGAGUGGUGGGUUUUAUACAGCAUCUGAUUAGGGUCUUUGGACUGGAAAUGGUUAAAGUAAUGAAGACUGCCCUUUACUGCUCAUGUCAGUUAUUGAAUGUAAAUGUAAAGUAUUAAUGACAUGCCCUGUGUUGGUGCUUAUAACACUAUUCACACAAUGUUCCUUGCAGACAUAUGUCAAUGGCAACAAACAAACAUAUUUUUAGGUUUCCUCCCAUUUUGAUAAGAAAAUAUACGGGUCAGUGACAAAUAAGGGUUUGCAUAAUGAGUAAUUAAAAAAUGGCUUAAUAAAUUGUUUUAAAAGUUUGCAUUAGGUUUGCAAAGAUGUAUAUUUUGUAUCUGUUGGUUUCAUAUGAUUUCAAAUAGCAUUUAAACCUUUUUUUUUUUACAAAAUGAAGAUGGAUUUCCCUUGAAAAUGUCUUGUGGUGUAACCACAACAAAAGGGGAAAUAUUAAAUACUUAUUUCCACCUACAGUGUAUGCAAGCAUACUUGAGCAAAAAGUUACUUAAUCAUAAUGUAUCAGUUAAAAAUACAUUUUGUUAGGAUUUUUUUUUGCCAAAAAAUUUGAUGCAUUUUGCAAUAUAGAGCAGGAGAAAUGCUUAAACGGAUGGCAUUUUCUAAAUAACAUUUGACAAACCUUGUAGAAACUGUUAAGAUAUAUAUUAAUGCAUUGCAGUAGAUGAGUACAUUCCAUUCCCCAUGCAUUUUCCUGAAUAAUAUAUACUUUUUAAUGAAAAAUAUGGGUUACACCAAUUGACACAAACCAGUUUCCUGCGUUUUUAUGGUUACACCACAUUGACAUUUUUCCCAUUAUUCCCUGAAUAUCCUCUCAAAAUGGAUAAAAUCCAGAAAUUUUAGACAAGGUCUUCAAAAAGAGAAUGUAUCCAAGUAAUUGGUGAGUUUAUUUUGGAAUUUUAGCCUUUUUAAAUUUAAGUAAACCAUGGGAACAUAUAAAAAAAACUGUCACAUCAUUGACCCAUACAUAUGUCACAAAUUUGCACAUGCUUUUUAGUUAUGAGAUUGUUGUCUCUCUGUCCACUGUAGGUCCUUUUACAGAUGUUGUCACUGCCACUCUGAAGCUCACCAACCCCACAGAUAGAAAUGUGUGUUUCAAAGUCAAGACAACAGCUCCUCGCAGAUACUGUGUGCGCCCAAACAGUGGCACCAUUGAUGCUGGAACCUCCGUAAAUGUUUCUGGUAAGUACACUUUUUGUUUUUUUUUUUGCUUCAAACAACAAAAUAGAAUAUGAAGCCUUCAUUCUAAAAGACGCUCAACAGAUGUAAAGCAAAAUGGCUGUUUCUGAAUGUUAAAGAGGCAUAUUGGUUGUUAGUUAAUGCCUGAUAACGAAAAGGAUACCUGCUAUGUUAUGUCAAAUAAACAGAUAAUAGAUCAAUAUCAGGUUUUAAGAGAAGUUAACUGUGUUUUUAAAUUGAAGACAAUUUCUUUUGUUUGAUGAAAAACAAUGAACAUGACACUAUUUUCAUUGUUCUAAAUCAAAAUUGAUGUCAUAUGGUAUUUGUUUUGUCUUCUGCAUAGGCAAGCAUUGCUGCAAAGUCAAAGUGUGAUUUCUGAUAAUAAAAAGUCACAGAACCUACAAAAAACAUGCUUUGCAUUGCUGCCAUAGCUAUUUUAUCUCAAGUGUUUAAAGCAGUUAAUUAUUUAGUAGUUUUUAGAGUCACUGUACUUAAUUGGUGUUGCUCAUUACUAUUUUUUAUUUAAAAUUCAUGCCAAGUCUUUUAUUGCUUUUAUCCACAGUUAUGCUUCAGCCUUUUGACUACGACCCAAAUGAAAAGAGUAAACACAAAUUCAUGGUUCAGUCUGUGCUGGCUCCUUUUGACAUGACUGACAUGGAGGGAGUUGUGAGUACAAGAUCAAAAGCAUUUUCAUCCUUUUUAGCAUAAAGGUGUAUGUACAUAUUCCUUUAACCUUGCGACUAUUGAGUGCUAUUUUUACACGUUCCCUCAUUGAGAAGGAACUUUUCUAAAAUGCAGAUACAAAACAAAAAAAUCACAACAUGUAGCAGUAGUUCUAAAAAUGCUGCUCUUGUCUUGGAUUGCAUCUGAUUGAUCUGAAAAUGAAUGCUUGAACUUUCUGUUUUCUUAUUUUUUCCCUAUUGAACUUCCUGCUUUACAGUGGAAGGAGGCAAAGCCUGAGGAGCUGAUGGAUUCGAAGUUGAGAUGUGCAUUUGAGAUGCCUCUAGAAAAUGACAAAACUGUGAGUCUUACCCUUUGGUCACAGUUAUGCUACAUGCUAUUGUUCUGUUACUGUUGAUGUCCUUAAGUGUCUGCCCCCCCCCCCAUCAGAUACAGUCCAAUAACUUUAAUGUUAAGCUAACCAACAGCAGUUUUCCCUCGAGUUAUUUCCUUUCCCCUAUGUCUCAAGCCCAUUUCAGACAUGCACAUAGUUAAAAAUUUCCCCAAAUUCCCAAUGUCUAUUAUGGAACAGAGCAGACAGAACAAAGAGAUGUCUGACAGGAACAUGAAAUGCAACCAAAACUUCUGCAACAAAUAAGACAACAGUAAUCAACUAAAAACACGUAAAGGAAAUGUGACAUAAGAUAAGAAAGGAUAAAAAGAACUUUAUCCCUGAGGGGAAACUUGAUGGCCUUCUUUGCUCUUGAAUUUGUGGUGAAUGCAAUGGGGGGAACCUUUUACAUCCUCCAAAUAGAGGCAUGGCAGAAAAAAAUUGGAAACCACGGGCUUAUAUCAUGGCGCUUGUGCUCUGUUUGGUUUUGCUGCUGGCCUCUACAGAGUGAGUUAUGAGUAGAGGCUAUCAGUUUGCGCCAUUUAUAAAUGUUUCAGGCCACAGAUAGGGGUUAGUGUGUUGCAAGAAUAACAUGAGCACGUUUGGCACUCAAUUAUGAAAUUCUGAUUGAAGAUUUCAGGUGUAUGAUCUGAGAUGUGUGCCUUUAGAAACUGAAAUUGAAUACUUCUAUUGAAUUUGAAUAGAAGAAUUUGAAAUUGAUGGUUUGAAACUGGAUUUAUCUGCCUUUGAAAUUGAAUUUGACCUACAUGAGAAUUCAACUCUGUUUUCCUUAAAUUGAAAAAUAAUAAAUUCAUUUUCAGUCGGCACAAUUCAGAUUCAAUUUUAUAAUUCAAUUUCAGUUCAGCGUGACACAGCCAUUACGUCAUCUACAUCCAUGUCGAAGAGUUAUCGAACAUGUCUUCCGGUUCCAGUAAAUCAUGUUUAUGUGUCAUGAAAACAAUAGGCCAAAAGGCAUUGGUAUGAGAAUCAAAUUGUUCUUGUACCACAAUUUUUGCUGGAACAUAAACCACAGAUGGGCAUGAGUCACCUCUUGCAAGUCCAAGUCAAAUUGAUUUUAGGUUACCUCAGAAUAUCUAUUGUUGAAUAUUAUUAUUACUUCAUAAAAGUAACACAACAAGAUAGCAACAAAUAAGCUUUAUUAUUAUUGUACUAUUAUUAUUUAUGUACUUAAAGAGAAGUAAUCAUGAUAAUUGAAAUGCACUGAAUUGCAAAGAAAGCUGCACACACUCCUGUAUCCUGGUGGGUAGCUAAAAUAGGUGAUUGUAAAAUAAGUCCCAACUCAUGUUUGGCGGUAUGAACAAAAUCUUGUUACACAGUAUGAGUAAUUUCAUAUCUCGGUAACAGUAUAUAUCACUGUAUGUUUGUUUUCCUCCUGUAAAUUCAAUUAACGGCUUAAAAAUAACCAUACAGUAUUACUGUAGCAUUUGUUCAUUUUCCUUUUAUUUUUAAACUAUGAUUUGUAUACAAAUGCAAACAAAAUGCCAGACCAGUCUGGCGAUUUUUUUAUCAUAUGGCGUACCUUUGGCGAAAGACUCUGCCAAGCUCUUUUGUAUAAAAGGAGCUGCUGCAACUUGAGUUUUAGGUGCAGCAGGUGCGCCACGCAUCUUUUUGGCUCUCAUAAUCGAGCUUGGUGGGCGAGUUUCAUCUUUAGUUGGUGGAAGAGGUUGCUGGUGUUUUCACCUCCAACAAUGAUAGCCACAUAACACUCUUUGCAUAGUAUUGUGUUUUGAUCAUUGUCAGAUAUUCUGAAUCCGAAAAAUCUCCAGACAACUGAUGUUGCAACUCUCGACUUUUUUCGGAACGAGUUACUCCUCCUCUUCCUCAUGUUGGGUAGGUCGGGUGGCCUCCUUUUGCUCAGCACUGCCACUAAUCUCCGCAUCCGCCAUGACCACCACUCUUGAAGCUGUUACUUCUUUGUCGAAACUAUGCCAAGCAGUCUGCUAGACAUGCUGGUGAUUAUAGGGAGCACACCCGGACCUGACCAAUCUAACAGAGCGAACACACUCCACACGACACGCUGGUGAAUAUACAGAAACGCACCCAAACGGACGCGCUCCAGCUUCCCUGUUGGCGAGCGCAAACAACUCCACACUGACUCAGAGAGAUGCAGCAGACAUCUGCUCUCUCUCUCCGGUAUAAACGGCACAGCAAAAUUUCUACCGGUAGACACUUUUGUUCCAUGGGCUAUAUUUUGAAUCCACCCCUGACUCUCACACCUCUCCCCCAGGUGUGGUGACCCAUCUCCUACAACUCAUUAUGCCUUUCUGUGUCUUAUCUUUUGGGGGGAAAACAAGAAAAAAAACUUAUUAACAAGACCCCAAAUAAGACAACUCACGUUUUGAAUGUUUCAUUAUCACAACAGGUGAUCCAUGAUCACCUGCUGUGAUAAUGAUCCAAAUUUAAGAGCAACAACAACAACCAGCUGUGCAAAACUUUUUUUUUUUUUCCAAAAGAGGUAUCCUUUCUGUCUUUCCCUCUCUGACUUAGACCACCUGCAGAUCACAUGCCAUUUGCAACAUACACAGGAAUGAAGAGCAAUUGAGCAGUGAUCAUUCACUUUUUGAUCAUGGAUAGCAGUCUUUUACCAAUGAAAAAUGAUUAAAAGUUGUCUGUGGUAAUGCUUUUACAACCUUUGUACUUAUGUUCUAAAUGUAGAAACUAUGUGCCAUUGCAGCAGCAGGUGAUGUGUUGUGGCUGUUCAGGCACAAGAUGCAGAAGAUAUGGUGUGAUAUGAGGGAGUGAUAUUGAACUCUUGAUGUCAUUGAGACAAAUUACAAAAAAAAAGAUUGUCCCAAAGCUCAAGUCAGAGGCAAGUCUCAAGUCUCUGUGGAUCAAGUCCAAGUUAAGUCUGAAGUUAUGUUAGUGUGCUACUUAAAUGCAACACAAGUCCAAGCCUCAAACUCGAGUCCCUAUCUCUGGCUUUGACCCUUCUAGAGUUUUCCUUCUCCACCUUACGGCAUUUGGAAGUGAGUAAAGUUAAGCUAGAAUCCUCCACUCAACUAGAUGCUCUUGGCGGAGACAAGUAUCCAGGAUUCUGGCUGCAUGGAUGCCUAAAGUCGCUUGGUGUCACAUCUUGAUUGGAAAAAAUAUUCAGUAGUUUACUAUUGUGAGUCAUGAAGAGAGACGGCAAAAACCACUGUCAAAGCAUAGCCUGUUGUUUUAUCUGCCAACUUUAAAAAAAACAGACUUUAUUGUGUUAUUGACAAUAUUACAGCAAUGAAUAUACAGACAAAGACAUAUGGAUAGAAGGAAUGGGAUAGAAAGCCAAUUAAAUUUGAAUUGUAUGUAUGCAUGCAUACAUUUCUCACACACACACACACACACACACACACACACACACACACACACACACACACACACACACACACACACACACACACACACACACACACACACACACAACCUCCCUGGCCAACAGGUAAGUGAGGCCAUAUAUGUAUGUGAACACUCUGGUAAAUAUCUGGGAGAGAGCGCCUGAAUUUUCUACAGCGCAUGUCUGAAUCACCAUACCACCCAUCAAAUGCUGAUUUAUUUUUGAUUUAUGUUUAAUUUAUUUUUUUGUACUCUCAUUUCACUCCAAAAUAUGUCUCUACAUAUGUUCUCCCCCCUUUCACUCCCUCUACUCCUUACCCAUUGCCCUCCUCAACCCUCAUUUUCUUUCCACAGCAUGAGAAUGUAAGCAACCAAACUGUGUUUCCCUCUGCCUCCUCUAUUAAGACGGAGCACUCUGUGCUGCCCAAGUCUGCCAGUGCCUCCCUGGAUGAUGGAGAGGUAAAGAAGAUCAUGGAGGAGUGUAAGCGACUGCAGAUGGAGGUCCAGAGGCUACGAGAAGAAAACAAACAGAUUAGAGUGAGUUGCCAAAAAAUCUGAAAGAGACAGUGUUUGGUGUAUCAUUUGCCACAGGAAGGUAUAAUAGAGGCUCCCUAUGCUCGCCCUUGAUUUUCAGGAGCUCUGCUCCUGGAAAACAAAAUAGCUAAAUAAAAUGAAAUAAAUAAUUAAAUUUAUAUGGAAAGAAACAGAGUAGGUAGAGACUACUGCACACCAAUAGUUAAAGAAUAUAAAACAGUUACAAGAAGAGAUAAAAAAUAAGUUGGGACAUAAAAUAGAUAUCAAAUAUUAAAAAUUCAAAAUGAUAAAAAGGUAAUCAACACAUAUAUAUUUAUAUAGGCUAGCAGUGAAAGUAAGUAAAAAAAUAAAAUAUCAAGUCAAGAAUAAACCAAUAACACUUGAGAGGCAGAGGUUAAGUAACUUCAAUGUCAGUACAAAAAGUAGCAGGCCACCAGAGCAGAGAAUUAAAAAUAGGAGUUAUGUGUGCUCUCCUUGUAUUUGUCAUCAUAGGUACUGCACUGUGCAUAAAUACAGCUUAAGAUGGAGAUUUGUUCUUGAAUGUCAUGUCUACUGUCUAAAAAAUGAAGCAUUGAGUUCUGUGAAUGAAAUACCUUUUCUUUGCUACUUAAAAACCGCACAGUACUAUUUUCCUCAGGCUACAAAAUACUACAAAACUGCACUUUCCUUGAGUGUAGUAAUACUCUGUCAAACCUAGCACACGCAUAUUAAUAAUGGUACUAUUGCUUUUUAAAGGGAAGAGUUGUAUUGUAGAAACACUUUUGCUUUGCUGUUAAAGUAAUCUUUUUAGAUUUAAGUUUGGUCCUCUACAUUUUUGUUAGUUGUGUUAUGAGGGAUUUGCGUCAUGCUGUUGUCAUUGUAAUAUUUCCUGCUUGAAACAUCUUGAAGAAAAACAAAUCUUCCCUCCUUGGUGGUUCUUUAUUGAAUGUUGUGAAACACUUAAUACAUUUAGUUUGUGCAGGCAGAUGAAAAAUCAAAGGACAGGACAUCAAAGGAAAACAUGAAAUUUUGGCACCCACAGGGGGUUCUGAUGUCAUGAGAAAAAGAGAAUUAUAGCCUCCACUGUCAAUAGCACUCUACAAAGUUAAACACAAAUUGAUGGUCAGUCCAUCACUCAACAUUGUAAAUGGAUGUUAAACAAUUAUCAUUUUAACUUCUCUCUGGUUGGCAUGCUAUGUGAUGACUGUGUUUUUAUUGACAUCAUCUCUGACUAUUUUUCUUCGUUGCAGGAGGAUGACGGACUGCGAAAGCGAAAAGUGACCUCAAUGGCUACGCCUCACUCUUCCUCCUCCAGCAUGGCAACUUCUGCCAUGAGGGACGAAGGUCUAAGCACCCGUCUAUUGGCACUCUGUGUGCUCUUUUUUGUCAUUGGAGUCAUUGUUGGCAAGUUGGCCCUGUAGAGACACAGACAGACAAGAGCACAGUAAUAGAUGGAUGGACAGACGGACGGAUGGCCUGCUCCAGGGGACAAGUGUCUACGACAGCAGUGGGGAAGCCUUCUGGGUUUAUUUUGAUUUCUCUGUUAACAUUUAAGGCAAUAUUAUGAGGGGUCUCUCUGGAUGGAUAAUAAUUUGUAUGAAAAGAGAAGGAAAGAAGGCAACCCCAACAUAACCAUCAAUGACAGUAUUUUUGUCACAGGUCUUGCCUUUUUUGAGAUUUUUUAUUCUCACUAAAAUCACUCCCUUUGAUCUGUUCUGUCCGUCCAUCUUUCCUUCCUCAAUGAUCUUCCGCAACUUGCACACGUAACGGUUAGUGGUGUGUAGAAGUAGCUUCACGCUGGCUGUAUGUCUUUCAUAGAUUGUUCAUUGAUUCUUAAGUUUUCAAAGUUCCUCACUCGUGUCAAAAAAAGAGCUAACACUCUUCCUCCAAUAAUCUCUCUUCCAAUAGAAACAAUAUUUUGCCAGUAGAGUGAUCUGUGAUCAAGUGAUCAGUAAAAACUUGCAGCCCCAAUUGUAUUAUUUUUUUUUGUCUCACACUUUAUACUUUUUUGUGUUGUGCCGGUAGAAUCUCUCUCUCUCUCUCUCUCUCUCUCUAUCUCUAUCUCUCUAUCUCUCUCACUCAAACACACAGACACACAUACACGGUAAAAUCAAAUGCUAUUUUGGAUGCUUAGGAUGAGGGUUGCUUUGAAAUCAAAACUGUCCUCUGAACUGGUUUUCUGCUGUGUAAAUUUGGGGCCUGUGAUGAAAUUCCAAAAAGUAUUUUGAUCCGUUCUGUCAUUAACCACACAAAGUUUUAAUUAAAUCUACCAGCAUUUUUUUAAUCAACAAGACACAGAUUAUAAAGACCAGUUAGUGCGACAUAUAGUAUAAAAAGGAAACAAAAUAACUCUCAACCAUCAGAUUGCCACACUGUUCUAUUUACAUGAUUGUUACUUUCUUAGGAUGAGAGCGGCACUGGCUGAAACAUGUCCCAUCUUAAGCAAAGAAUCCCUUAUUCAAAACUAUCCCAGUCAUAUUCAACAUUUUGCAUACAGUAUGAAACACUACAUUUGGCCAUCUAUAACUCUUUCAUGCCACAGAGUAAUGUAUUUGUAUCAUCUAGUGUAUUAAAGCAGUUUUGCUUGUUUUAUUAUAUUACUAUGUACUCACAAAGCCUCUGUUUUACUAUUCAAAUGCACUAUAUUCAAAUUUCUAAUCUGCAGUCUGCAUGAAAUGACCUUAAUGUCUUUUCUUUUUCUUGGAGUGUUGAAAUUAUAUAGAUGGAUCAAAAAAAAUUCUUGAUAAGGGACCAUUUGAGUCAGAUUGAUCAAGUUUGUUUCCUUUCCAUUUUCUUUUCUUUUUUUUUUUUACUUGUUGGGCUCUGAUGGUUGUGAGAUAACCCAGAAAACACAGCUGUAUUAUCUUUGCUAUCACGUGACCAUCCUAGCAGAUUGUUAAGAAAAUAUCUUUUUUGGUGCCUGAGGGAUCUCAGGGAGCACAGAGGUGGUACUGUGGGUGGCUGGAAUGAAGACUGACCUGUGAAUACACACUACAAUAAAAGAAAAAAGGCAUCAGUGUUUCAGACCACACAUGCAAAGAUACAGUCACACAAUAAUGUAACCACACAGUAAUUGGAUACUCUUUUGUAUGUACAUAAUAAAAUGACUGACAAUGUUA
This is a messenger RNA of Xyrichtys novacula (pearly razorfish), 10379 nucleotides long. Lineage: Eukaryota; Metazoa; Chordata; Actinopteri; Labriformes; Labridae. The record is from the annotation of a GenBank genome assembly.